GAGAUUUGACAGCAUGCUUUUCCCGCAUUUAGAGGUUUCCUCCGACAUCCGACCUCCGACAUCCCCAGUCUUCCUCGGCGUUUGGGAAAAGCCCAGUGAUGACGAGGCCUCUCCACUUGGUCUCGAAUGUUCGUAGCUCGCCCUAUGGCUGUGUUUACCCGCACGAUAUCAAUCCAUGCCUUUGCUUCACAUUUCCAAUGACAUUAUAUAUUCGCCCCUAUGCCCAAUUAUCUUUUCGCCCUCAUCCCAGAUAGCCACUACGAAGCUCUUCAUCCAACUCAAUAAACACCAUGCGCACCACCAGUAUCCUUUCAUCAGCGCUCUUCGCAGCAACAACACUGGCACAGACUCCUGCAGGGAGCUGGCCACCAACGCAAGUCAAUCUAGGCGCCUCGUUCGGAAACGAGACCGUCAGCCCCGGUCUAUGGAUCAAUCCCGACGAUGUGACAUCGUCUCCAUCUAUCUACCCCGGCAACGUCAAGCAUGCCUACCCCGGAACCUACAUGAUCCUGAUGCUUGACCUCAACAUCCCCGACUCCGACGUCACCACAGCGGACAAGUACUCGACCCUUGUCCCUGGUCUGGCGACCAAUACUACCACUCGUCUGCACUGGUGGGGUGGAAACUAUACCUUGGAAGGUCGAACCUUCGUCAACGCAAGCGAUGCCCUCGCACCGUAUACCGCCCCGCGACCCAGGGACAGCACUGAGCAUACGUAUACAAUCUACCUCUUCAACCAGCCAAAGGGCUAUGUCCCGCCUGCUGCGGCUGUUGAGGGCAUGUACUAUGAUCAAACCACGGAUGCACGAUUCAAUUUCAGUUUGGCUCCUGUUGUGGCGGCGGUGGGUCGGCCGGUGGCAGCGACGUACUUUGUUAGUUCGGCGACUGAUUGA
This is a messenger RNA of Aspergillus japonicus CBS 114.51, 893 nucleotides long. RefSeq names its product YbhB/YbcL family Raf kinase inhibitor-like protein. The coding region runs from base 291 to 893 and encodes 200 amino acids. The transcript has 2 exons. The record is from RefSeq and is a predicted model, not a curated record. Lineage: Eukaryota; Fungi; Ascomycota; Eurotiomycetes; Eurotiales; Aspergillaceae.